This is a messenger RNA of Exaiptasia diaphana, 4174 nucleotides long. RefSeq lists its product as uncharacterized. Bases 1978 to 4110 code for a protein of 710 amino acids. NCBI's taxonomy places the organism in Eukaryota, Metazoa, Cnidaria, Anthozoa, Actiniaria, Aiptasiidae. The record is from RefSeq and is a predicted model, not a curated record. The transcript has 13 exons.
CGUUAAGAUUGAAAAUGUGAAAUCAUCAUUGCGUUGAUAAGGUUUGAUAACCGUCAGCGUUCACUCAUUGUCAAAGUUUAUAUAUAAUUUCUUAACAGUGUUAUCAGUUAUGGAAGCUAUAGUAUAUGCCUUUAUGCGUCACGUCCGUGUCCUUAAAUUUAACUCUGACGGUCUGUUUGAUUGGCAGCCAUUAGUGUUGCUUAUGAUCAAAGAAAGGUUUUGUUUGCUGUAAGGUGUGUGUUUGCGGUACAUAUUGCACUUAGUUUGUAAUGCUUUUUGGAGAAGUUACAAAGCCUGAAAUUAUUUUAGAGAAUAACUAUUUGCAUUGUCUGUUUACACUAUUCCCUAGCCCUUUGGCAUUGGUGUAUGGUUUCUGACCCCGUGAGUGAGGCCUAGGAGAAGACCCUUACAUUUCUUGCCCCAAAGUGAAACCCUUUCAUAGAUCUUUCAUCAAAAGAGUACCUCUUUGAUAUUCACUAAAUGUUAUUAAAAUCGUUAUUACCACUUCUAAUCAAUAGAAUUCCAAAUUUCAAAAUUUUUACUUUGCGCUUUGGCCGGACACUCUUAGGUAGUUAGUUCUCUUUAUAUAAAAAUAUAUUACUGAAUCUAGAACUGUUGUGCAAAAUGAUAAGUAAGUCCGUCAUUUUUUAUUCCGACGAAUGAUUGACGUACGCAACGUCGGUAAGUUAUUUCAUCUACUAUUUUUACGGUGUUCAAAUUUUUCGACGCAGCUCGCACUAGUUCACCGUUAGUUCUCGCCAUUACCGUAAACAAACAUCUAUGCAACAGUUUUGUGUUGUUUUCUACUACUUUGUAUUGUUACUGAGUUGUCGCCAGAAAAAAUAAUAACGGUAUGACUACAGACUGAAAUAAUAUGAAAUAAUAUAUGAAUGCGUGUCGCGGUAAAUAUUCAUUAGGCUGGGUAAUCUUUACUGAAUCAUGAGCCCUACAUCACCGCUAUUUUGAAUUUGUCGCGGUAAAUAUUCAUUAGGUUGGGUAAUCUUUACUGGAACAUGAGCCCUGUCACCGCCAUUUUGAAUGUGUCGUGAAUAAUCAUUUAGAUUGGGUCAUCUUUACUGAAACAUGACCCCUACUUCACCGCUAUUUUGAAUGUGUUGCGGGAAAUAUUCAUUAGGCUGGGUAAUCUUUACUGAAACAUGACCCCUACUUCACCGCAAUUUGAAUGUGUCGCGGGAAAUAUUCAUUAGGCUGGGUAAUCUUUACUGAAACAUGAGCCCUGUCACCGCCAUUUUGAAUGUGUCGCGAAUAAUCAUUUCAUUUAGACUGGGUAAUAAUUGUUUAAAUAAUUUUAGUUUGUUCGACUUCUAUUGCAUUACAUUAAUUAAAGAAACUAAAUGCUUUGCUUUUCACAUUAAAAGGCGGAAAAUGGAACAAACGUUACCCUUAGAAAGUGUACAAGCUUUCAUGUGACAAUCAUGUCAAUCAUUGGAACACCGUAUAUGGUGUACAUUCUGAGCUAUUUAAAUAAGCGGGAAUUUCAAAUGCUUCAGUAGUCUCUGGUGAAGCGAAGGAUGAGUUCCGAGAUAUACACGCUGUAGUACAAAGUCAUUCGGGUGUAGUGCAUGUGAUUUAAUACCACUACAGUAUUUUUGGUGAUCAUUGGGCGCUAACACAGGUCCUGGUUUCACCGCAAACUAACCUUAUGGUAAGUGCAAUUCUAAUAAAUAUAAAUGAUUUGUGUGAGGUUUUUUGGUUAACAAUUAGUUAUAUUUUAACUCAUAAUAAUUAAUCGAAAAAAAGACUGAAUUUACUGAUUAUAUUGCAGUCGUACUGUAUCAUGUAUCGAUCAUUCAAAACCGCGAAUCUAAGGUUAUCAAUGAUUAUAUGUCAGUUUUUGUUAGCUCACUUUUUUCUGUUUGAAAUGUUUGAUGUUUUAUUUGUCAGGUGUCUGUCCUCUAUCCUUUAUUGAUAUUACUGAAGAGCAUAGAAGAAUAAAAAACAAAUAAAUGUAAAAACAUGGAGGAAUCAGACUCGGAUCCGGAUCGAUCAGUGCUGAUAAACGAACCUUCCAGGUGGUGCGAGAAAAGUUCAUCAGAGGAUAAUUCAGAUGAACAAGCUGAAUUAGGAGAUGUGGAAGAUGCCCUACAGAGGUUCCGUUCAUUCAAGAAUGAACACAGUGCACUUGUUGCGAGAAAGAACCAUAAAUUUAACAAUGUCAAAGAGCAGAAACAACGACAUGUUCGCAAGAUUAGAGCGUUAGAAAACGCACAAAUAAAUAAGACCCUUUCCUUUAGCUGUUGCAAGGCUAACAAAUGCAUGAAAGCAUUUGAAACUGAGGAAAUAAAAAAGUGGAGGAAACCAUUCUGGGAAAAAUCCCAAGAUAAGCAAAGGCAGUACCUUUUAAAUGCUUUUGCGUUAAGCUUAUACUACAGUCGGGAAACACAUCAGAGGAGGUUCUCGUUCUCAGUAAAUGGGAAAGCAGUUUGCCAUAAUGCUUGGUACAAAAUACUGGGGAUUUCUCAUGGAUGGUUUUAUGGAUUGCUUAGGCAGUACGAGGAAGGAAGAGCAUCAGGGGAAAGCAAUCGCUGUGGAGUAACGUGGAUGACUUCCCGUAUGCGUAUAGCCAUAGUAUGGUUAAAGAGGCACGUGGAGAGUUCCGGUGACAGAAUGCCACACGAGGACAGGAUCUGUCUACCCUCUUGCCAAUCUAAAAAUGAGAUCUACAAGUUGUACCUGAGUGACUGUAAAAAUGGCAAAAUUGACUUUGUAUGUAAGGCGUCAUUUAAACAAAUGUGGAGGCAGCAUUUCUCAAAGGUUAUCAUCCCGAAGCAAAACAAAUUUACUAAAUGUGGUGUGUGUACACUGUUAAAACAUUCUCUAAGAAAUACACAAGACGUCAAGGAAAGAGAGAAGUUAUCAGAUAAAAGAAAAGUACACCUCGAACAGCAAUGUGCAGAAAGAAAUCACUAUUAUGCCAACCGACUAAAAGCAGAGUUAGAGCCUGAGAAAUAUCUUUCACUGAUAGUUGACGGUAUGGACCAGGCAAAGACAAAUCUUCCUCAUGUGACUACCAUAUCAAAAACAGAACAAUCCCACUACCUAAAAUCUCAUGUUACUGGUGCGAUUUCCCAUGGGCAUAGAAGAGUGUUCAGCUUCGUAGACCUCCUACAGUGGAAGCACGAUACUAAUCUUACCCUCAAUGUUCUACUUCAAAUAUUUUUGAGAAUCGCAAAGGAAAAGCGAUUACCCCCUUAUCUUUUGCUCCAGAUGGACAACUGCUAUAGGGAAUGUAAGAACAAAUAUGUAAUGGCAUUUGCUUCUUACCUUGUGGAGAUUGAACUAUUUAAAGAGGUAUACGUUUCAUAUCUAAUGGUCGGACACACCCAUGAGGAUGUCGAUCAGUUUUUUAGCAGAAUAUCCCUGAAGCUGAGAAGUAAUAACGUGUGGACACUACCUCAAUUGCACAACACUAUCCGAUCAUCAUACAAUCCUGUUCCAGAAAGUUGUGAUGUCAAAGUGAUGUUCGAUAUUUCUGGAUGGCUUAAAAAACACAUAGUCCGCCCCCUUAAAAACCACGUGUACCCUCAUGCCUUUAAGUAUUAUCUGGAUCAGAAAGAUGGGAAGGCCAAAAUGCUUUAUAAGAACUGGGCAGACGAUAACAUGUGGGAGAAUGCCGAUGAUCCCGACCAGAUUCUUGUGAGUAGCCCCACAGGAAUACCCGACCUUCUGAGACCAAGACUUGGUGGCUCAAAGCAGGAAGUGGACCUUGCAGAUCUUAAGUCAAAAGUUGAUUCAAGUUCUGCGAGAAUGUCUGACGCAGACCUUCAAUGGUGGGAAACAUUUCUUUCGGACGAGGGACAGGAAGCCGAGAAAUGGGAUGAAAUAACUGACGAAGAGAGAAAUGAAAUAGCUCUGAAUAACUGGCCACUGGAAAAAUUGGACAAGUUCAGCGAAAAGAAGAAAGAACAACCCAAAGAAAUGGAAAGGCAACAAGGGGAAUUGAAGAAACUGUUGGAGAAACAGUACAGGUUCCCAAGGAUAAUAGCAGGUAAAAAAAGAAAAACGACUAAUAAGCCAGAAGCUGGAUCAAGUACUAAGAAGAAAGUAAAAUCUAAGAAAAGGGGAAGACCGCCAAAACAGAAGAAGUAAUCAUCAAAUAGUGCGGUUUGCAUCAAGAAUUACGAAUUAAUUCGUAUUACUAGCCGAGUUAAAA